This is a messenger RNA of Styela clava, 6976 nucleotides long. Its product is annotated as mitogen-activated protein kinase kinase kinase 1-like. Gene Ontology annotation, biological process: protein phosphorylation. NCBI's taxonomy places the organism in Eukaryota, Metazoa, Chordata, Ascidiacea, Stolidobranchia, Styelidae. Gene Ontology annotation, molecular function: zinc ion binding; protein kinase activity; ATP binding. The record is from RefSeq and is a predicted model, not a curated record.
UGAUUAAGUAUGUAGAUAGAAUGACCUAAUAAAUCUUAAAAGACUUUUGAAGGAUGGUGUAACAUAAAUUUUAACAUUUCAAAAAUUUCUACCAAUUACUCUUGCUUUCUAUAAUGGAUACUACGGACUCAGCAAACAACAAUUUUACAUCAAACACCACAGGAAAUGGACAUCCACGAAGUAGAUUGGAAAUGAUGAGAAAACAAUUUGUAAGCAAACAGGCAGGACGUACCAGUCAACCUCACCAUAGUGCUAGACCGAAAACUGGCAUUCCAGUACAAAGUUCCAGCAGUCCAGAGAAGAAACACCAUCCACCGAGACAUAUUGCUCCUCCAUCAGCGAGAAAUUUAUUGAACAGCGUGAUUGGUAAAGAAAUGAGAUCUGGAAACUCUAGACGCCAGGAGCAUAACUCAUCAGACAAUACUGGAACAAGUGUGGCAGAAUCAAAUAAUGAUGCCAAGGCUGCAGAAAAAGAUCAAGAUGAAAACGCUUCUGUUCCUCCCACAUUGCGGUUAGAACAGCACAUUGAGGAAUCCGAUAUCAGAGAGAAAUUGAAAAAACAACACAUUAGGCGGCCUAUCCAUCGUGGGGCUAUGACAUACAGAGUGAGAGAUCAUGUAAAACCACCACCUUCUAAUGACACUGAAAAUGAAAAUAUACUCAACCAAAUAAGAGGAAAGGGGCCUAUGGUCGUUAAAAACAAUGUUAGCGUGACCGACGUUGGUGAGACGGAAAAGGAAACCAAUAGAAGUCAUGUUGUACACCAGACACGAAAUUUGAGAUCAGGUUCCCCCAAAGUUGGACAAAAUCGGAAUUUGGCUUCUGGUAAUGGACGUGCGAGCCCAAAAGCAAAGAGAAUACCUAGUCCUGUCAAUCGAGGACAGAUCAGAGGUCGGAAUCCAUCACCGAAAGGUCGCAACCCUUCACCUCUCAACAGACCGCCAUCUCCAAAUACUGAUGGAAUAUCUCCAUAUACUCCUGAAGACACUGCCAAAAAGGUCUCUCGGGUAAUGAAAGCUCGACUGUAUCUGCUACAGCAAAACGGACCAAACUCGUUCAGGAUAGGUGGAGACUCACCUGAACACAAAUUCCGCGUAAUCGUUGGUCCUCAGUCUUGUAGUUGUGGAAGAACUUUCUGUGUUCAUGUGUUAUUCGUGAUGUUACGUGUAUUCAAACUUGAUGCAGGUAGCCCUUUGCUAUGGAGGAAGAAACUGAAAAAUUUUGAGGUGGAAACCUUAUUUCGUGAUUAUCACGAGCGAUGUAAAUCAAGAAUUUCUCCCAAAAGGAAAUCAAGAGUAAAGAGAAUGGUUUCACAAAUAUCACAUGGAAACCAACAACAAGAUACCUCUAGUAACAGUGACGAUCAUUCCUCUAAAGGCGAAGAAGAAAAUUGUCCAAUAUGUUUAUUACAAAUGAUUGAUGAUGAACCUAUAACAGUAUGUGAAGUCGGAUGUCGGAAUAAAUUACACACACAUUGUGUAGAUAUAUGGGCAGAGGAAUGCCGAAGAAAUGGAGAUUCAUUAAAAUGUCCUUUGUGUAGGGUGGUUUGGAAACCAGCAGAAACAGCACGAAGACCAUUUUUGGUUGAAAUUCCAAGAGAAUAUGAAGAUACGGCGGACUCUUGGGUUCGGGCAUUUGGUUGGGAGUUGGUUUCCUGCCUUUUCUCAGCUCAUCCGAAUAUUCGAGAGAAUGGUCUUCGAAGAUUAUCACAUGAUAUCACAGGAGCUUUACUUACUUCACAACCAGCUGACAUUCCAGAUGAUAAUUCAGAAGAUUCUGACAGAUCUUCACCAAGGGGUGCAACUGCAGAUCCAGAGUCCUCUGCUCUUUCGUUGAAUUCAAGUCUGUCAGCAUGCUGUUCCAUUCUUGCUAUGGUUUGUGCAGAUCCAGAGUACAGGGUUUAUGUAACUGCUUUGAGAACACUUCGAGCAAUGCUGGCAUACACACAAUGUCAAUCGACAGCUGAUGUGAAAGCUUUCCAGAAAAUUCUAUCUCCUGUCAUCGAAACUAUUCUUCUGAAAUGUGCAGAUAGCAGUCGACGUGCUUUACAAUUAUCUGUCAGCACUAUCAUGGAACUUUGCAAAGGACAAUCAGGGGAACUCGCAGUCGGAAAGGAAAUAGCAACAGAAUCCUUCACAGUUGGAGAUGUAGACCUCAUCAUCACUUUUCUAGAAUCUGGACGAUCUCCUGAUUCUUCUUCAUGGCAGUGGAUGUUAGGAAGGUUGAACGUUCUUAAUGAGUUAUUUAAAGAAUUCAAACAUGAAUUUAUACUUUCGGGGGAGCCAGGUAACACAGAUGCAGAAAGUGAAGGAUUCAUAUCAGCCAAAUUAUCGAAAGUAACCAAGUUCACAGCAGAUUGCCUGAGAAUUUCCAAGCAUCAAAAUGUGGUUAAAAUGGCUCACAAAGUUUUUGUUCAGGCUGUAAAUUUUGGAAGCAGAGAUUCUGUCUUUAUGACGACUUGUAUGCACUUGUUGCAAAAUCUUGACUAUCCAAGGCUGAAGAAAAGGGUUGCGCAAUUUUUACCAAGUGAUAAUGCUGUCGUCGCAGAAUGGGAAAGCUUAUCAGGUUCGUGUGAUGAUUCUGACAUGAAAGAACAAUUAGUGCCUGUGAGCAUCAAGAGUCCAGUUCUGGAUUCAAAUCCAUCUGUUGGUGAAAUUGGUUUGGCUUCAUCAAGUUUAGCAAGGUUUCCAUCAUUUACAGUUUCUAGUCAGCGUGCCACCUUUCCACCUGCGCAUUUGGCUGAAGCUACAAUGCAUAUUGCUUCAUCACCUCCUCUACCUGAUGGUGGAGAUUUCGAGGAAGAAUUGAACCAUGCUCACCAGGAAGCAAUGUAUCUUGGAAGAUCUUGUGCCCACCCCCCAACACCCCCUCCAUCUUCUGAUGAUACAACCAAUUUGGCAGAUGCAAUUCAAGUCAGUUUGUUUCGUCCCAUACAUUGCUUUAGUCCACAUGAAGAAAACAAUGGACCACCAUUCAAUGAGCCUAGGCAACCUGUUUUAGAUGGUAGAACUAGGAAUCCCGUCCAGUCGAUGCAUAUGCAGAAUGACGAAGAAGAGGAAUCAAUGUUCCCACCACCUUUACCAGUCAAGGAAAGGAGACUUGCAGCAGAACAGUCCAAAUCUGCCCCUGUAACUCCAGCUUCCCCUGAUCGUUCUGUGAUGCCAGAAUCUAGAAGACAACGUCCUACCCUACUGAGACUCAGAUCCGAAACAUCCGCAUUCAGACAAACAAAAGGAUUCUCAAGUGCCUCAAAGAAAAGUGUAACCCCAGAUUCUGAAACGAGCCUGUCAUCUCCAUCUUGCAGGGAAAGAAGCAGCAGUCGAGAGUCUGACUCUUCUGCUUCACAAGAUUGCUUAAUGAAAAGCGCUGACCGUCGUAUGAGCGUAAAAGAACUUGCAGAGAACAUAAACAGAAAACAAGGCCGUCCACAUGCUCCAAAUAUAAAGAAAGAAACACCAACUCGCGGUGGAUUCAUGUCGCCUCAAAAUAAGACAAAUGUUUAUCAAAUGCUCGAUAGAGGUGAUGCUACUGCUAAUUUACAAGAUUCGCCGACCAAACAACCGCCUCUAAGAAACAUUUCUGAACCAGAACCACCUGAUCUAUCUGCUCAAUAUAACACUGGAAAUAUUGCUAAGAAGCCACUUAUGCUUGCAGCAAAGUAUGAAAGCCAUCCGAUCAGCCGAAACAUAGCAAGGCGUGGUACAAUGGAAAGGUAUAAAGAGAAAAAACGUUUGGAAGGUCUUACCAACCCACCCCAGACAUUGCAUGAAGUUAGGACACCAGAUUCUGAUUAUGCAGACACGCACGAGCCUUUAUCGGGCAAAACAAAUCCUCCCCUCAAUUUGUAUAGUCGGUCAACAGAAUCUUCUCCGAGCAGAGGUAGGCCAAUGCGUGGAAUUCUGAAAAAUGGACCACCGGAUGUAGUGAAAAAGCCUGUUCCACCACCUUGUCCAGCUCAGCGACAAAAGUCAAGUAACACUGAUAGCGGUCGAGCAUCAACUAGCUCAGCGGAUUAUUUAUCCGAAGAUAAGGAUUUAACUAACUCUGCUUCUAGCCCAUGUAAGAGUGCCGACGAAUUUACAUCAGUAUUUGCGAAUCCAAAUGAUGACCAAGUAGUGCCUAAGUCUUCUCAUGACGAUGCCUUAUCACCGACGACAUCUCAAUAUCCAGUUAUUCCACCGAGACCACAAACAGAAUCAGAGUCCGAUUCUGAUUAUGUUGGGUCUGAAAAAAGAUUCGGUAAUGCCAGAGAUUCUCUCAUUGACCACCACGAGUCUUUUGCAAUUGGAACAUCAUGUGCUACUUCAAACCGUCCCAUGAGACCAAAGCAAUUGAAAAGAAAUGCUAAAUCUCCAACAAGAGAAGCAGCAAGGCAUAGGGAUCCAGUUUUGUCACCAACGACUUCGAGAUCGGCUGUUAAACAUGUUACAGAAUCAGUCCAAUCAAGGGAUGGGAAGGAAUCAUUAUUUUAUAUCAGGACGGCCAGACAAGAUGAAGAUAGGCCGGGAACGAGUCGACAUAGAAAACUUCCGCCAUUACCAACGGACGAUGCAUGCUCUACACACCCACCACUGACUGAGAAUCAAAAUACACCAUGCAGAGAGGGGCUUUCUCUUGAAGAUCCAGAAUCGGAUACAUCACAGGCAGAGAAAAAUCAAGUUACAUUCCAGACUGAAAUAGGUGACGGUAUCACUCCUGGAGAAGAGAUUAACAACACUGCUGAUUUCAGUUCAAUUGUGGGCAGUGAUUAUGCAUCAGAUAUCAAUUAUGCAUGUUCUUGCCAAGCCCAAAUUGCAGAAGAAGAAAGCAAGUUGUUUGCAAGGGCUCUUGCUGUCAGUUAUGUUCAAGAUGCACUACCAACCAUUCCACACUUAAGUUACACAGAAUAUGACACAGAAAUUAUAAGGACACAGGAUGAGAAUACAGAUCUUUCUCAGGAAUACCGAAUGAAUCAACACUGGGUCAAAGGUCAUCAAAUUGGACUUGGAGCUUUGUCUUCAUGCUUCCAAGCUAGAGAUGUUUUCACUGGAACGCUCAUGGCUGUCAAGCAAGUAAAUUAUCAAAGAUGUUCUGCAAAAGAACAACAGCAGGUUUUGGAAGUUAUAGGGAAAGAGAUCGAAAUGAUGAGACAUUUGUCACAUCCGAAUGUUGUAAGAUUACACGGAACUACGAAGGAAAGCGGCUUGUACAAUGUGUUCUUUGAAUGGUGUGCUGGUGGAUCAGUCUCCACACUUCUCAGCAAGUUUGGUUCUUUCACAGAGUCUGUUAUUUCAAACUAUACACUACAAGUUCUUCGUGGGUUGGCAUAUCUCCAUGAAAAAUCCAUUGUGCACAGGGACAUCAAAGGGGCUAAUCUGUUAAUUGAUUGCACUGGGCAACGAUUGAGAAUAGGAGAUUUUGGCGCAUCCGCAAGACUAGCCACAAAGUGCACAGGUGCUGGUGAAUUUCAAGGACAGUUACUGGGUACCAUUGCUUUUAUGGCACCAGAGGUGCUGCGUGGUGAACACUAUGGAAGAAGCUGUGACAUUUGGGGUGCAGGAUGUGUCAUCACAGAAAUGGCAACUGGUAAACCGCCAUGGGAAGCCGAUCAACAUUCCAAUCAUUUAUCAUUGAUAUUCAAGAUUGCCAGUUCAUCCAGCAUACCAAUUAUUCCUGACCAUCUUUCACCAGCAUUACGUGAUUUAUGCAGAAGGUGUCUAGAAACUGACCCCAGCCUUCGGCCACCUGCAGAUGAUUUGCUGAAACAUCCAGUGUUUGUGAGGUGGUAAGAUUGUAUAUAAAACCUACACACAAGUCACCAUGUACAGUAUUCUGAGUGCACCUGCCAUUGACGAUUUGCCAACUGAAUGCAGAUUGCCAAUUUUAGUAUUUGGUACUGGCAAGAAAUUGUUUAUAUUUAUACUCCAUUGAACUUUUUUAUCUUUCAUUUCAUCAUUUAUUUUACUGUAUCAGUUCUGUGAAGUAUUGAACACCUUUAUAAAAGGCAGUUAUUGUUAGUUUUGUUUUUGGUAACAUUUUUAUUGUUAUCGCACUUUUUAUAACUGCUUUAAUCAGAUGUAAACCAAUAUCUUCAAAUCAUCAAACAGUAUUUGAACGAGUUGGAAAAGUAAUCAAGUCGACUGUGGGUUGAACUAUUUUAACUAACUAAAAAGUUUAUUUUUGUAGCAAGAAACACGAAAUGGCUGUAUUUUUUGCACUUGGCACUACACAUGAUAUUAGCAAUUGGAAAAAUAUUUUUUACUACCUUUUUCAAGUUUUAAUGUCAGCCCUUUUGGCUUUUUAAACUUUUUUAUUGCUCACCUAAAUCAUCAUAAGUUCUGUAAAUAUACUAUUUUCGUUAUUGAAUUAUAUUUGCCAUUGUCUGUCAGUCAUUCCCUUUCUACUCCAUUCCUUUCAUUUCGUUUUCUAUACAUUUUAUUGUCAAGAGUUGUUCAGUGGAAAAGUCCCAGGUGUGUUUUCUCAAUCUAUUUAAUGGUUAGAGUGUCUUUCACUGCUUCUUAUCAUGUCGGAACCAUAGAUUAUAUUUUCUCAGAGACAGAGCUGGAAUGUACAUAAAGUGAUUUGAGAUUAUUAUCAUUGAGCCUGUGUAUGUAAUUUCUUAAGUAUUUUUGUAUAGUUCUCAUGUUGCUGUACAUUCAUUCCUAUAAGCUUGAGUUUCCUGAGUUCUUGAACUUCACUGCACCUCUCAAUAAAAACGAAAAUUUUUAGUUUAUUUUCAGUCUUCAGGCCGAUUGCUUGGUUGAUCUUGUUCUAUUGCUUUAUAUCCAAGUUGCUUAUAAGUAAAUCUGUUGCGUUCUCUUCCUUUCCACUCUCAUAGUUUGUUGUAUUACCUGCCUGACUCAGUUUUUUGAUUGUGAGACCUUUUAUAUAUAGUAGCUGUAAGUUACCUGGUGUUCGUUAUUUUUAUCUUCAUUUUCCCAAAUUAUGUUCAUAACCAUUUCAAGCGGAAUGAAAUUCGAAAAAAAAUGUAAAAUGU